AUGGCAAAGGACGGCGGAAAAAAAAUCACCCCCAUGAUGGCCCAAUACCAGGCCAUGCGGCGUUCCCUCCCUGACGACAUUCUCCUCCUCUACCGCCUUGGUGACUUCUACGAAAUGUUUUUUGAAGACGCCAAAAAUGCCGCCUCCAUCCUCAACGUCGCCCUCACCAAACGCAACAGCAUCCCCAUGUGCGGCGUCCCCCACCACGCCGCCCAAGGAUACAUCGCCAAGCUCAUCAAAGCCGACAAACGCGUCGCCAUCGCCGAACAAACCACCGAACCCCAACCCGGAAAAAUCGUCGAGCGCGAGAUCUCCCAAAUCAUCUCCGCCGGCACCAUCGACGACCUCACCCUCCUCGACGACACCCGCCACAACUACCUCGCCGCUGUCUUCCAACACAAAAAAUCCUACGGCCUCGCCUGCGCCGAUCACACCACCGGCGAAUUCACCGUCUCCCAAUUUACUGACCCCCAACAACUCGAAGACGAACUCACCCGCCUCUCCCCCUCCGAACUCCUCAUCUCUGACGAACAAGUCGCCGAGCUCGGCCACCUCCUCCGCCCCCAACCCUACGAUGGCUACUCUUUUCUCCACGACCAAGCCCUCCACACCCUCAAAGAACACUUCCACGUCCAAUCCCUCGACGGCUUUGGCUGCGCCGACAUGCCCGCCGCCCUCUCCGCCGCGGGCGCCAUCCUUCACUACCUCUCCUUCCAACUCCGACGGAACUGCGAUCACCUCAAAUCCCUCUCUGUUAGAAACUCCACUGACCACGUCCUCAUCGACUCCGCCUCCCAGCAAAACCUCGACCUCGUCGAAUCCAGAAGCGGAAAACAACACACCCUCCUCGGCGUCCUCGACCGCACCUCCACCCCCAUGGGUGCCAGAAAACUACGCGACUGGAUCCUCCACCCCCUGCGCGACCUCGACACCCUCACCGCCCGGCAAAACCUCAUCGCCUCCCUCCUUGCCGAGCCCUACCUCCUCACCCAACUCCGCGACUCCCUCAAAAACAUCCGCGACAUUGAACGCACCACCGGCCGCCUCUCCCAAGGCUCCGGCAACGCCCGCGACCUCAAAUCCCUCCAACUCUCCCUAGAAAAAAUCCCCGACCUAAAAACCGACCUCGCUGCCGUGGCCGACAGUGCCCGUAAAGUCGACCUCCGGUCGAAAAACAAUCUACAAACCACCCUCCACGCCCAGAUCCAAGAAUUCCCCGAACUCGUCACCUUCCUCCAAAACGCCCUCGUCGAAGAACCCCCCGCCCAACUCAAAGACGGCGGCAUCAUCCGCGACGGCCACUCCGCCCCCAUCGACGAACUCCGCGCCGCCUCGCGCGAUGGUAAACAAUGGAUCGCCGAACUCCAACAAACCGAAAGAAAACGCACCGGCAUCGACACCCUAAAAAUCAAAUUCAACAACGUCUUCGGAUACUUCAUCGAGAUCACCAAAGCCAAAGCCGACCAAGCUCCCGACGACUACCAGCGCAAACAAACCAUGGCAAAUGCCGAGCGCUUCAUCACCCCCGAGCUCAAAAAAGUCGAAGGCAAAGUCCUCGGAGCCGACGACCGCGCCAAAGCCCUCGAAUACGACGAAUUCAUCACCCUCCGUUCCCACGUCACCGAACACCUCCUCCCCCUCCAACAAACCGCCGACGCCCUUGCCACCCUCGACGUCCUCCUCUCCUUUGCCGAAACCGCCCAGCUCCACCAACACACCCGGCCCGUCCUCGACGACUCCCGCCACCUCCAGAUCGUCAACGGCCGCCACCCCGUCCUAGAACAAACCCUCAUCGACAAAAAAUUCGUCCCCAACGACACCCUCAUCGACCCAGAAGAAUCUCUCCUCCAAAUUCUCACCGGCCCCAACAUGGCCGGAAAAUCCACCUACAUCCGCCAAAUCGCCCUCAUCACCCUCAUGGCUCAGAUCGGCGCCUAUGUUCCCGCCGAACACGCCCACCUCGGCCUCACCGACCGCAUCUUCUGCCGCGUCGGCGCCUCCGACGACCUCGCCAAAGGCCAAUCCACCUUCAUGGUCGAAAUGAACGAAACCGCCCUCAUCGUCAACAACGCCACCGACAAAUCCCUCGUCAUCCUCGACGAAAUCGGUCGCGGCACCGCCACCUUCGAUGGCCUCUCCAUCGCCUGGUCCGUCGCCGAACACCUCCACGACCAAGUCCAAUGCCGCACCCUCUUCGCCACCCACUACCACGAACUCUGUGACCUCGCCGCCACCAAAAAAUCCGUCGCCAACUUCAACGUCGCCGUCCGCGAAUGGAAUGACGACAUCAUCUUCCUAAGAAAAAUCCUCCCCGGCCAAGCUGACAAAUCCUACGGCAUCCAAGUCGCAAGACUAGCCGGCCUCCCCAAAAAUAUCCUAGACCGCGCCAAAGAAAUCCUUAGCCACCUAGAAAUGAACUCCUCCAAACCCAACGAAAGAAAAAACAAAUCCUCAAAAAAUCAAAAACCAAACUCCAAAACCCUCCCACAAACCGACUCCCCCCAAAUGGAUCUCUUUUCCUAA
Messenger RNA from Nerophis lumbriciformis (worm pipefish), 2523 nucleotides. NCBI's taxonomy places the organism in Eukaryota, Metazoa, Chordata, Actinopteri, Syngnathiformes, Syngnathidae. The record is from RefSeq and is a predicted model, not a curated record.